Galleria mellonella (greater wax moth) is the source of this 2862-nucleotide messenger RNA. It is a transcript of the gene Pms2, whose product is annotated as mismatch repair endonuclease PMS2. The transcript has 8 exons. The record is from RefSeq and is a predicted model, not a curated record. Lineage: Eukaryota; Metazoa; Arthropoda; Insecta; Lepidoptera; Pyralidae. Bases 143 to 2779 code for a protein of 878 amino acids. Gene Ontology annotation, cellular component: MutLalpha complex. Gene Ontology annotation, biological process: mismatch repair. Gene Ontology annotation, molecular function: ATP binding; ATP-dependent DNA damage sensor activity; mismatched DNA binding.
CGUUACUUUAUGACAUUGAUGGAUUUGUAUUUUAGUUAUUAUUUUUAUCGCAAUUUAUUUCAUUAAGUCUUUUAUUAAAUUAAAUCUUAACUUAUCGAAUAGAUAAAUUAUCAUGUAAUAAAUUUAAUUUCGUUUAUAUACCAUGGAUACUGAAAGAGCAGAGAAUUGCAUUAAACCUAUUAAUGUAGACACGAUACAUAGGAUAUGUUCAGGACAAGUUGUACUCAGUCUAGCAGUUGCAGUUAAAGAAUUGGUUGAAAAUUCUCUAGACGCUGGAGCUACGAACAUAGAUGUAAAAUUAAAAAAUUAUGGCAUUGAUUUAAUAGAAGUUUCAGAUAAUGGAACUGGAGUUACGGAAGAUAAUUUUACUGCCUUAACUUUGAAAUACCAUACAUCUAAACUUAGUGAUUACUCAGACCUGCUGGGUGUAACAAGUUUUGGGUUCAGAGGUGAAGCAUUAAGUUCUCUCUGUGCAUUAGCAAACCUUACAAUUACUACAAGACACAAAAGUUGUGAUUAUGCUAUGAAAAUAGAAUAUGACCAUAAAGGCAAUAUAAUAAAAAAGACACCAUGCUCCCGCCAAAUAGGAACAACAGUCAGUUUAUCAAAUCUUUUCAUAUCACUACCUGUUCGCCAAAAGGAAUUUCAUAAGAAUGCAAAGAGGGAGUUCAAUAAGAUGACCCAUCUACUUUAUGCAUAUUGUUUAAUAUCUCUAGGUGUCAAAAUAACUUGCAGUAACCAAACAAGUGCCAAUUCAAAAUCAUUAGUUGUAGCUACUCAAGGAUCAUCAUCAUAUAAAGAUAACAUUGCUUGUAUAUUUGGUUUAAAACAACUACAAAAUAUUUUGGAAAUCAAACCAGAAUACACUACAAAUAUUAAAGAUAAUAUAUUUAAGGGAUUAUCUGGUGAAGUACAAUCUUCUGAUGAAAGUGUUAACAUAGAAGAUGUGGAAAUAAAUUUAUCUGAAGAUUCUAAUGAUGCAGACAAUUCUCAACAAAAUAAUUCACAAGAAAGUAUAACUAGUUCACAAAAAUCAUUAGGAUAUAAAAAUAUAGUAAAUCCUGUAGAAUUCACUGGGUACAUAUCAUCAUGUGCACAUGGAAGUGGUCGAUCAAGCACUGAUAGACAGUUUUUCUAUGUUAACUCUAGGCCUUGUGAACCAAUCAAAAUAAUGAAGUUAGUUAAUGAAAUAUACAAGCAGUACAAUUCUAAUCAGUACCCAUUUGUAUUUUUAAAUGUAAACACAGAAAGAACUUCUAUAGAUAUAAAUGUUACACCAGACAAAAGAAAAAUAUUUCUCAUAAAAGAAAAGAUUAUACUGGAUACAUUAAAAAAUUCUUUGUUAAAAUUAUUUGAAAGUAUUCCAAGAACUUUAAAAGUAGAACCACUGAAUAAUUUUAUUACUGCAGGUUCGAAUGAUGUAAAACCUGAUGUAAGUCAACCUAGAAUUUUUAACUCCUUUUUGCAACAAUUCAAUAAUAAAACUAAAAAUACUUGUGAAAUACAAAAUUCAAAUAGUAAUCAAGAAUUAAAAAGAAAAUCCACAUCUAUAUUAGAAUUUGUGUCAUCAAAAACAAUGAAGAAAGACAUUGAGGAUAUAAAUGAUAACAUCAAACCUGAUGAAAAUAAUUGUGAAGAAGAUAAUUCAGUAGAUUAUGCAAUAAACCAUUCAGAUGGAAUUGAAAAUAACUGUGUUAAUGAUUCAGCAACUUCAGUAGAUUAUAUUGCAGCAGAAAACAAUAAGGAUACAUCACAAAAAUUCAAGAUGUGUAUUUCUCUAAAAGAAGAUAACACUAAUUGUAAAAAUAACACUGAAAAUAUAAUUUAUUUGGAAAGCACAGACAGCUUACCAAAUACCCAAAUUAAGAAUUUAAAUGACAUUAUUAUAGAAAAAGAACAUACUAUAAAAUGCAAGACACCUAAAAUAACAGGAAAAUCUAGUUCAAUAGAAAAGAUAAAUAAAAAAACAAAAAUAGUUACUGAUAAGGAAGAUUUGGGAAAUUACAAUAGGAGAUCAAUUAAUAUGAAAACAUCUUUAGAAGAAGUUAAAGCAUUAACCAAUAUUUAUAAUAGUUUUAAUGUUGUGAAAUCAAUACCUGAAAAAAUUAAGUUUAAAAGUGAAAUUAAUCCAGUCCACAACAAAAGAUGUGAAGAAGAAUUGAGUAGAGAAAUAUCAAAAGACUCAUUUAAAGAAAUGAAUAUUGUAGGGCAAUUUAAUUUAGGAUUUAUAAUAACAAAAUUAGGUGAUGACCUUUUUAUUAUCGAUCAACAUGCAACUGACGAAAUAUAUAAUUUUGAAACGUUACAAAAAAAUACAGAGCUUACAAACCAAAAACUUGUAAUUCCACAGCAAUUAGAACUUACAGGCGUAAAUGAGCAAAUAUUAAUGGAUAACUUGGCGGUUUUUAAAAAAAAUGGUUACACAUUUGAAAUUAAUGAAAACGCGCUACCAACAAAAAGAGUUAAACUACUGACUAUACCUAUGUUUAAAAACUGGAUUUUUGGGAAAGAAGACAUUGAAGAACUUUUAUUUAUGUUGAGGGAAUCACCAUCAGAAUACUGUAGGCCUAGUAGAGUCAGAGCAAUGUUUGCAUCUCGUGCAUGCCGAAAAUCUGUUAUGAUUGGAACAGCACUGAGCAAAUCUGAUAUGAAGAAGCUUGUAGAUCACAUGGCAGAAAUAGAAAAACCAUGGAAUUGCCCACAUGGAAGGCCUACAAUAAGACAUUUGGUUAAUCUUGCCAUGAUACAUAUGGAUAGUGGUACAAAUUUUAAUGAGUAAUCAAUACUUUUUAUACUAGAACACUUUUUAAAUACGGAUAAUUAAAUCAUGGAUAAGGUUUAAUUAAAAGAUGCUGUGUUUAA